Molecule: messenger RNA, 186 nt
Organism: Lottia gigantea (owl limpet)
Lineage: Eukaryota; Metazoa; Mollusca; Gastropoda; Lottiidae
Exons: 2
Biological process (GO): cell differentiation; innate immune response; protein phosphorylation
Cellular component (GO): extrinsic component of cytoplasmic side of plasma membrane
Molecular function (GO): non-membrane spanning protein tyrosine kinase activity; signaling receptor binding; ATP binding
Source: RefSeq, a predicted model, not a curated record
CAGAUUGCUGAAGGCAUGGCUUAUUUAGAAACAGAAAACUUUGUCCAUCGUGAUUUAAGGGCAGCCAAUAUUUUAGUAGGGGAACACUAUGAAGUUAAAGUGGCUGAUUUUGGGUUAGCAAGAAUUUUACAUGAAGAAGAUAUAUAUGAAGCAACAGAAAAUACAAAAUUCCCAAUAAAAUGGACA